AUUUGGCAUUAAUUGUCAACUCGCCGCCGAGCGCCGGCUUCAAGUUGCCUACCAAUCUCCGGCGAUCUCAGAUGGUUUUGAGGUCGACGGUAUAAAUUGAAGUUAGGGCAAAGAUGAAGCGUUGUGUAUAUAUAAAUGACGAUGAUUUAUCGCAUGAUAUUUACUGUGAUAAUCGUAUAUCUAAUCGGAAGUACACAGUUUGGAAUUUUCUUCCCAAGAAUCUAUGGGAACAGUUCAGCCGGUUCAUGAAUCAGUACUUUUUGUUGAUUGCUUGCCUUCAACUAUGGUCACUUAUUACCCCUGUAAAUCCUGCAAGCACAUGGGGCCCACUUAUUUUAAUAUUUGCGGUUUCAGCUACAAAAGAGGCAUGGGAUGAUUACAAUCGGUAUCUCUCAGACAAGAAGGCAAAUGAGAAAGAAGUGUGGGCUGUCAGGCAUGGUGUUAAAAAACAUAUCCAAGCACAGGACAUUCAUGUGGGUAACAUGGUCUGGCUUCGAGAGAAUGACGAAGUGCCAUGUGAUCUUGUACUUAUUGGUACCUCUGAUCCACAAGGUCUUUGCUAUGUCGAGACCGCUGCCCUUGAUGGUGAAACCGACCUUAAGACAAGGGUGAUACCCUCUGCCUGCAUGGGAAUAGAUUUUGAUCUACUGCACAAAGUUAAGGGUCUAAUCGAGUGUCCUGAACCAGAUAAAGACAUUAGAAGAUUUGAUGCAAAUUUACGCUUGUUUCCUCCAUUUCUUGAUAAUGAUGUAUGCCCUAUAACCAUAAAAAAUACACUCCUGCAGUCGUGCUACUUGAGAAACACAGAGUGGGCCUGUGGUGUUGCUGUAUACACAGGCAAUGAAACCAAACUGGGCAUGACCCGUGGUGUACCUGAACCAAAGCUUACAGCAGUGGAUGCUAUGAUUGAUAAGUUGACUGGAGCUAUAUUUGUUUUUCAGCUAGUAGUUGUCAUGGUCCUAGGUGUUGCUGGAAAUAUCUGGAAGGAUACAGAAGCAAGGAAGCUGUGGUAUGUGGAAUAUCCAACCGAAGGCCCGUGGUAUGAACUACUGGUGAUUCCUCUACGAUUUGAGCUUCUUUGUUCCAUUAUGAUUCCCAUAUCUAUAAAGGUCUCCCUAGAUCUUGUGAAGGGCUUGUAUGCAAAGUUCAUUGACUGGGACAAUAAGAUGGUUGAUCAGGAGACUAGUACCCCGGCACAUGCUGCUAACACAGCAAUCAGUGAGGAUUUAGGGCAAGUUGAGUAUAUAUUGACAGAUAAAACGGGAACCCUUACAGAGAAUCAAAUGAUUUUUAAAAGAUGUUGUAUUUCUGGAACUUUCUAUGGGAACGAAAUUGGAGAUGCUUUGAAAGAUGAGGAUUUGGUUAACGCUGUUGCCACACGUUCUCCUGAUGUAAUUCACUUUCUAACGGUUAUGGCAAUAUGUAACACAGUGGUUCCUAUACAGCGCCAAAAUGGAACAAUCUUGUAUAAGGCUCAGUCCCAAGAUGAGGAAGCUCUUGUGCAUGCAGCAGCUGGCUUGCAUAUGGUUUUUGUCAAGAAGAAUGGGAAUGUUCUUGACAUCAAUUUUAAUGCUUCUGUUAUCCAAUACGAAGUGUUGGAUACUCUGGAGUUUACUUCUGAUAGGAAAAGAAUGUCUGUAGUGGUAAAGGACUGCCAAUCUGGAAAACUAUUCCUUCUGUCUAAAGGAGCAGAUGAAGCAAUCCUUCCUUGUGCAUCUACUGGACAACAAACAAGGACCUUUUCUGAAGCUGUUGAACAAUAUUCUCAACUUGGUCUGAGGACAUUAUGCUUAGCAUGGCGUGAAUUGGAGGAAGAUGAAUACCAAGAAUGGUCUCUGAUGUUUAAAGAGGCUAAUAGUGCAUUGGUCGAUAGAGAUUGGAGGAUUGCUGAGGUCUGUCAAAGAUUAGAACAUCACCUUCAGAUUCUUGGAGUUGCUGCAAUUGAGGACCGUCUUCAGGAUGGUGUUCCAGAAACAAUUGAAACACUUAGAAAAGCUGGAAUAAACUUCUGGAUGCUAACUGGAGACAAGCAAAAUACUGCAAUACAGAUUGCUCUUUCAUGCAAUUUUGUUUCUCCAGAGCCGAAGGGCCAGCUUCUGUUAAUUAAUGGGAAAACUGGAGAUGAAGUACGUCAAAGUCUGGAGAGAGUUCUACUAACAAUGAGAAUAACAAGUUCGGAACCCAAGGAUGUCGCUUUUGUCAUUGAUGGUUGGGCUCUUGAAAUUGCUCUGAAGCAUCAUCAUAAAGCAUUCAUGGAACUGGCUUUGUUGUCCAAGACAGCUAUAUGCUGUCGUGUCACUCCUUCUCAAAAAGCUCAGCUUGUAGAACUACUAAAAUCAUGUGAGUAUCGAACAUUGGCAAUUGGAGAUGGUGGAAAUGAUGUCAGGAUGAUACAACAAGCUCAUAUUGGGGUAGGCAUAAGUGGCAGAGAAGGAUUGCAGGCAGCUAGGGCAGCUGAUUAUAGUAUUGGAAAAUUUAGGUUUUUGAAAAGGCUUAUACUGGUCCAUGGGCGCUAUUCAUAUAAUCGUACAGCAUUUCUUUCUCAGUAUUCAUUCUAUAAAUCUCUACUCAUAUGUUUCAUCCAGAUCUUUUUCUCUUUGAUUUCAGGUGUCUCCGGAACCAGCCUAUUUAAUUCUGUUAGCUUAAUGGCUUAUAAUGUUUUCUACACCAGUGUCCCUGUAUUAGUAAAUGUUCUUGACAAAGAUCUUAGUGAGAGAACUGUCAUGCAGCAUCCUCAGAUAUUGUUCUACUGCCAAGCAGGAAGGCUUCUCAAUCCUAGCACAUUCGCUGGAUGGUUUGGUCGGUCCCUUUUUCAUGCAAUUGUUGUCUUUGUCAUCAGCAUACAUUCGUAUGCUUUUGAGAAAAGUGAGAUGGAGGAGCUUUCGAUGGUUGUUCUAUCUGGAUGUAUUUGGUUGCAAGCGUUUGUUGUUGCACUAGAAACCAAUUCCUUCACAAUAUUGCAACAUCUUGCAAUUUGGGGAAAUUUGGUUGCAUUUUAUGUGAUCAACUGGAUCGUCAGUGCUCUGCCAUCAUCGGGGAUGUAUACAAUAAUGUUUCGCCUUUGUAGGCAGCCGUCUUACUGGAUUACUAUGUUUCUAAUUGUGGUGGCUGGUAUGGGUCCUGUGCUGGCUCUAAAGUACUUUAGAUAUACAUACCGACCUAGUAAAAUUAACAUACUUCGACAAGCUGAACGAUUGGGAGGUCCCAUCUUGUCUUUGGGAAACAUAGAGCCGCAGUCUAGAGCCUUUGAGAAAGAAGUUUCACCUUUGUCAAUCUCCCAACCCAAGAGUCGGAGUCCCGUAUAUGAACCACUGCUAUCAGAUUCCCCAAAUGCGAUAAGGCGGUCUUUUGGACCUGGUGCCCCCUUCGAUUUCUUUCAGUCACAAUCACGGUUGUCUUCCAGUUAUGCAAGAAAUUGUAAGGAUAACUGAUAUUCCUAAACAAGAAACAGAAGUAGGUGAAUGAGUUGUACAAUAGAGACCUUUAGCUGGUAUUUGUUUUUGGAUUAGCCAGUGGUGUAUGUUGUAAUCGACCAUAGUUAUGGUAGCAAUUUUGUUUGUUGUAAAUUGUAAUUGUUGAGAGUUAUCACAGUUAGUAGGUUCGAUGGUUCGCUUUUUUUGGAGCCUAAAAAUGGCUGUCACCUCCAGGAAUGAAGGAGGGAUAUGCAUAUCACUGGCGAGUCAUGUACUCAUGUUGAUUCUAAAAAAGGAGCAAGUCUAGAAAUGAUGAAUGGAUGCUCUCUGGAGCAGUCAAUGCAUGAUAGCUAAAGUCCUUGGAUCACAGACUAGACAAUUGUCUGUACUGACUGCAUCAAAAUCUUCAUAUCUAUAUAUAAAAUUGUAGUUUUUGCCUCCA
Messenger RNA from Coffea eugenioides, 3855 nucleotides. Its product is annotated as phospholipid-transporting ATPase 2. The record is from RefSeq and is a predicted model, not a curated record. Gene Ontology annotation, cellular component: plasma membrane. Bases 114 to 3431 code for a protein of 1105 amino acids. Lineage: Eukaryota; Viridiplantae; Streptophyta; Magnoliopsida; Gentianales; Rubiaceae. Gene Ontology annotation, molecular function: ATPase-coupled intramembrane lipid carrier activity; ATP binding; magnesium ion binding. The transcript has 25 exons. Gene Ontology annotation, biological process: phospholipid translocation.